Cinclus cinclus is the source of this 1023-nucleotide messenger RNA. RefSeq names its product leucine rich repeat containing 75B (gene LRRC75B). The record is from RefSeq and is a predicted model, not a curated record. The transcript is spliced from 4 exons. NCBI's taxonomy places the organism in Eukaryota, Metazoa, Chordata, Aves, Passeriformes, Cinclidae. Bases 1 to 1023 code for a protein of 340 amino acids.
AUGGGCUCCCGGCUGAGCCGGCAGAGCAGCCUGGAGGAGGAGAGCGGCGAGGAGCCCUGCCCCGGCAGGCUGGAGAGCGGCCGCGGCGACUUCCACCUCUCGUCCCUGCUCCUGCACCCGCAGAAGCUGCCCGGGGUGCUGCGGAAAGCCUCGCCCGCGCCCUACGUGCGGCGAGUGGGGUGGCUGCGGGAGAUCCAGGCCACCAUCCGCGAGCACAAGCGGGAGCACGCCGUGCACAUCCUCCGGCUGCUUAGGAAGGACCUAGGACUGGAAGGAACAUUUCUCAAUGAAGUGCUCUACAAAAAUGCAACUUUCCUCAACUUGGUGGAUCCCAUCUCCCAUGACCUGCUGAUGAGCCUUGCUAGAGAUCUGCAAUGUCCCAAAAAGGAAUAUGACCCCUGGAAAUCCUCAGACAGGAUCUGCAGGCAGCUGAUUUACCACCUCACCCCACACUCCAAAUGGCACCGGCACGGGAUGCCCCGCAGGAAGUCCCAAGUGUGCCUGAAGACCAGCCUGCAGAAGAAGGUGAGCCAGGACUCCAUGGAUUUGUCAGGGAUCCCCCUGACCACGCGGGAUGUCCACCGCAUGGCCUACUACCUGCAGAACAACGGGGACCACCUCACCUCGGUGGACCUGAGCUUCACGGAGCUGAACGAUGACACGAUGCGCCUGCUGCUGCCCUUCCUCUGGGCGCUGCCCAAACUCACUCACCUGUCCCUCAACGGCAACCGGCUGACGCGGGCGACCAUGAAGGAGCUGACUGACACCAUGAAGGACAUGAACAAGUUCCCUUGCCUGGCCUGGGUUGACCUCGGCAACAACGUGGACGUCUCCUCCAUGCCGCAGCCGCUGCUCGUGGGCCUGCGCAAGCGCCUCAGCCAGCAGACCACGCUGCCGACCAUCUAUGAGGCGCUUGACUGCGACUCUGAGAUCGCCGGCGGGCACGAGGGCAGCCAGCCAGAGGAUGAAGCAGCCGGAAGCGCCCCGCCACGUGCUUUUUCUCAGCAGGGCUGUGAGAGGUGA